Messenger RNA from Pseudoliparis swirei, 2102 nucleotides. Its product is annotated as aldehyde dehydrogenase, dimeric NADP-preferring-like. The coding region runs from base 131 to 1654 and encodes 507 amino acids. The transcript is spliced from 10 exons. The record is from RefSeq and is a predicted model, not a curated record. Gene Ontology annotation, cellular component: cytoplasm. NCBI's taxonomy places the organism in Eukaryota, Metazoa, Chordata, Actinopteri, Perciformes, Liparidae. Gene Ontology annotation, biological process: aldehyde metabolic process. Gene Ontology annotation, molecular function: aldehyde dehydrogenase (NAD+) activity.
ACUGAUCCCAGAGCAGCGGGGCCGGUAGAUGACGGUCAGGCGGAGUACCGAGCGCACGUUCUGCUGAGGACCCGCCGAGUGUGACCUGAGGCUGCUGUGUUAGAAGCUCUUCGCUGUCCUCAAGCUAUCGAUGGAGAGGCAGGCGGUGCAGCGGGCCAAGGAGGCCUUCCUGAGCGGCAGGACUCGGCCCCUGGAGUUCCGGCUGCAACAGCUUCACGCCCUGCAGAGGAUGAUCACCGAGAAGGAGGCCGAGAUCUCCACCGCUCUCAAACAGGACCUCAACAGGAGCCAAUACGACACUCCGCUCUUGGAGCUGAUCGGCAUCGAAAAUGAGAUCAAGCUGGCUUUAGAGAAGCUGAGAGAGUGGGCGGCUCCACGGUCGGUCGAGAGGAGCCUCUUCACCAUAUCUGAUGAGGUUUAUGUCCAGCCGGAGCCUCUGGGAGUGGUGCUCAUCAUCGGGGCCUGGAACUACCCGUGGGCUGUCACCCUCCAGCCGCUGGUUGGAGCUAUCGCUGCCGGCAACGCAGCCGUGGUGAAGCCGUCAGAGCUCAGUGAGCACUCGUCCCUCCUCCUCCAGGCACUGCUGCCUCGCUAUCUAGACAAGGAUCUGUACCCGGUCGUGACGGGUGGAGUGUCAGAGACUCAGGAGCUGCUCAGGCUCAGGUUUGACCACGUCUUCUACACAGGAAGCAGCACCGUGGGUAAACUGGUGAUGGCGGCUGCGGCUCGCCACCUCACCCCGGUGACCCUGGAGCUGGGAGGGAAGAGCCCGUGCUACAUCGACAAGGACUGUGAAAUUAGAGUUGCCUGCCGUCGUAUAACAUGGGGAAAGUUUGUCAACUGCGGUCAGACGUGCAUUGCUCCAGACUUCAUCCUGUGUGAACCCUGCAUCCAGGGCCGAGUGGUGGAAUGCCUCCGGCUAACUCUCCUGGAAUUCUAUGGCGCUGAUCCCAAAAGCUCGCCCGACUACGGCCGAAUCAUCAACAAGCAUCAUUUCAGCAGAAUCAUGGGUCUGAUGGAGGGCUACACCCCCGUGGUGGGAGGACAGAGCGAUGCCUCUCAGCGCUACAUUGCUCCAACAGUGCUGAAGGACGUGCCCCCCCACUCCAGGCUGAUGCAGGAGGAGAUAUUCGGGCCCUUGCUGCCGAUAGUGACUGUGAGCGACAUGGAUGACGCCAUCCGCUUUGUCAACGAGAGGGAGAAACCUCUGGCCCUCUACAUCUUCUGCUCCGAUAAGAAGGCCACGAAGAGAAUGAUUGAGGAGACCUCAAGUGGAGGAGUGACGGUCAAUGAUGUCAUGAUGCACUACACCCUCAGCUCACUCCCAUUUGGUGGAGUCGGUGAGAGUGGUAUGGGCCACUACCAUGGUAAACACACCUUUGACCAGCUGAGCCACCAGAGGGCGUGCCUGAUCCGCUCUCUAAGGAUGGAGAACGUUAACUUGGCCCGCUACCCUCCUCAGGACCGCCGGCGGGCGCGCAAGGUGCAAAUGGCCCUGAGGUCACCCAUGAUCGACAUGUCCAAAAGGACGUUCGUCUGGGCGGUCACUGCCACCAUCAUCGGCGUGGGCCUGUUCAUCACCCUGCUCGUCAUCCUGCUCAUAGCGUCUGGCCUCAACUGUACCUGCUGGUACUGGAGAGGCUUUUAUAACUAGAGAAAGGGAAACUUUCCUUCCUCGGAUCUAUCCAAAGAAGAACGAUACAAGCUCCACGUAAACAGCUCUGAACCCACUUUGAAUUCUGUUUUGUACUCAGAUAUUUGUAAUGUUGGUGCUUGUAGCAGAUGGAAUAAUUAACUCAACGAUGUAAUGACAACUAAAUGAAUCAUAAACCCAUGAAUUUGUGAGAAAAGGUUAAAGGGAGUGAUGGCUUGAUUAGUAUUGGCAACUGAAUUUAACAGAUUAUAUUUAGGAUGCCAGCCAAUAUUUGAAAUAUUAUAUUUAUCAUCUAUGUCUCAAUCUCAGGGUUUCUACAGAGUUAUUGGCAUAGUGUACAUGAAUAACGGUGAACCACGUAUGAAUUAAGAAGCUCACAUGAUGUGACCGGUAGAAACAGUGUCUGAUGUUGAUUAUUGUUCAUUAAUAAAAUGUGUUGUUUCUUUAA